Hemibagrus wyckioides is the source of this 2112-nucleotide messenger RNA. Its product is annotated as transcription factor HES-5-like. The transcript has 3 exons. The record is from RefSeq and is a predicted model, not a curated record. Gene Ontology annotation, molecular function: protein dimerization activity; RNA polymerase II cis-regulatory region sequence-specific DNA binding; DNA-binding transcription factor activity, RNA polymerase II-specific. Bases 1 to 720 code for a protein of 239 amino acids. Lineage: Eukaryota; Metazoa; Chordata; Actinopteri; Siluriformes; Bagridae. Gene Ontology annotation, biological process: regulation of neurogenesis; regulation of transcription by RNA polymerase II; anterior/posterior pattern specification. Gene Ontology annotation, cellular component: nucleus.
AUGGCACGUGCCUCAACCAUUUUUCAGCUGGGGUCCUCACUUUCCCAAAGACCUCUCUCUUUCAGACACUCCUCCACCUGCUCUCCUCAUUGGCUGCAGACUGUGAGAACCUCCAGCAAACCCAGGACUCACACAUUCAUAUGGAGAUUAGAGAGUAUAAAUAGAGGAGAGAGUGAGAGAGAGCUCAGAACAGCUCAGAUCUUCUCCUCACAGAGAGCUAACCGAAGAAACACAGCCAUGGCUCCUACAAUCACUGCAUCAAUCAUCAACUCCAACCACCUUCUUCCACUUACUAAUAAGAUGAGAAAGCCGUUAGUGGAGAAGAUGCGUAGAGAACGCAUCAACAGCAGCAUCGAGAAGCUCAAGUCUCUGCUGGGUGGAGAAUUCCUAAAGCAACAGCCCGAUUCCAGACAGGAGAAAGCCGACAUCCUGGAGAUGACAGUUUAUUUCCUGAGACAGCAGCAGCAGCAGUCACACAAGAAGUCCAGCUGCUCCACUGCAGCUGAUGAAGGCUACAGCAGGUGUGUGCAGGAGGCCAUCAACUUCCUGUCUCAGUGUCAAGUACACACUCAGUCCCAGAGAAGACUGCUGAGCCACUUCCUCACCAUGCAGCCUUCCAUGGAGAAGAGCAGAAAUGUUCCUCAGCUCAGCUCUCCAGCCUACAAGAUCAGCAGCAAAGAGGAGACUCCAGGCUGCAGUGACCUCUGGAGACCCUGGUAGAGCCGCAUGGACACUUUACCAUUAGGAAACUAACUUACUAAUGCCACAUUGGCAUUAACUAUGUUUUCCUAAAUGUGUUAGAAUAUUUUUGUCCAAUUUUACAUGGACAGAAUAUGACAAGUUGCUUUCUUAUUGGAAAAGCAUUUGUUGAUUUUUUUUUUUCAUGUGCAACAUUUUUUACUAUGCAAGAAGAACUGCUGCAUAGUUCAUGGGUGUUCUUUUAUUUUUAUUUUUAUUGUUUUUACAUUGAAUGUAUAAGAAAAAGCUCAUAUUGAGUAACAAAUUACUGCAUUUGCAGUAUGUUUAGAAACUAACUUUUAAAUGUCACAUUGGCAUUUACUGUGGUGUCCGUAGUGUUCAGUUUUGCAUGUGCAAAAGUUGCUUUCAUUGCAAGAAAGCCUAUGUAGAUGUUUUCAGAAACUAUUCCAUUUUCUUCUAAUGCAAGAAGAGUGAUUACGUUCAUCAGGUUCUUUAGUGCUUUACUAAAACCCAUAUUGGGUGUAAAAUCUCUGCAGCAGUACCUUGCAGAUUGUUUGACUUUCAAGCAAAUUAAACAUUUGGAAGAAAAAUAAAAGUUCAAGAUUUUAUGAAUUUGCCAAAAAAUAAUGAAAAUAAAUUCUAAGAGUAUACUCAGUAUGGUCUCUGAAUGAUUUCCACCUGCCUGGUGAUAAAAAUAGGAAUUAAAUCGUUUUAAUAUUUGGAAGAAAUAAUAAAGAUUUUUGUUUAGAACAAGAAGUGUUUCCAUUAAACAGAUGUUUACAAGUAAAGAAUCUGUAACUAUUUAUAGAAGAAGAACCAUUUUUCACUGGUGCAUACUCUGAUAUCUUUCACAUUUAAAUGACUUUUGGUUUCUUUUAUUCUUCAUAAGUUUACACUGACACAAAAUUAUAAAUAUUUUAAUUUUUAGAAAAAUUAUUUUCAUUAUUUUUUUUUAAUUAAAACAAGAUUUAGAAGUGGUAAAUUAUCAACAAGGCUGCAUUGCAGGUUAUAAAGAGCAGUAAGUAUACAUUUUAAUUCAAAUCCUUAAACAAACCAUUUAACAACUUAAUUAUUCAAUAUUUUUCAAAAACAAAAUUGUAGUCAAUUAACAGAAGGGUCUGGGGGGGAGAACAUGCUUUAUUCACUUAUGAAUCUCAUGUAAGGGGCUGGCAUGUAAAAUCCAUGCCUACCUUACAUAUCUUAUUACUGCCUAAUUAUUUAAUCUCACUAGCAUAAAUCGUAGUGCCACGAUUGCAAGCAAAUGUGAAAUAGACUGAAACUACUUUGACACAAAUAACACAAAACACUGUCCUGAGAUGAUCUCCAGAUGUGGAGGAGUACAGUUUCAUUUCAUUUGUUGUGUUAAUACAAUCUGAGCUGAGUCAUUAAUCAUUAAACAAAAAUUGGACUAAG